AUGGAGAGUUGUGUUGAGUUUAAUAUAAGACCUGAAAAUUUAUUUACAAUUUUAAAGGUCGACCUGUUUGCAAGUGCAGAAGUGCUUGGCUUUGGCAUAAAACCUGUUCGGGCUCACUUUGGGGAGUUGGAUGAUUUUGUUGGCUUUUCGGAUGUUACGGCUGUGAAGAAAUUGGAGGAGAAAUUGAAGGAAUCUGAAGCUCCACAUGAGAUACACAUGUUUCAUGGCAAGAGACACGCAUUUAUGAACAGUGCCAUGGGAAUGCCUGAUGAAGAUGAUGCUGCCGUUCAGCUCGCCUGGUCUCGCUUCGAGAAAUGGAUGACAUAUUACUUGUAUAGUUAG
Molecule: messenger RNA, 342 nt
Organism: Lotus japonicus
Lineage: Eukaryota; Viridiplantae; Streptophyta; Magnoliopsida; Fabales; Fabaceae
Exons: 2
Coding region: 1-342 (113 amino acids)
Molecular function (GO): hydrolase activity
Source: RefSeq, a predicted model, not a curated record